Messenger RNA from Thermochaetoides thermophila DSM 1495, 600 nucleotides. Its product is annotated as mitochondrial 54S ribosomal protein mL49. Bases 1 to 600 code for a protein of 199 amino acids. Gene Ontology annotation, molecular function: structural constituent of ribosome. Gene Ontology annotation, biological process: translation. The record is from RefSeq and is a predicted model, not a curated record. Gene Ontology annotation, cellular component: ribosome; mitochondrial large ribosomal subunit. Lineage: Eukaryota; Fungi; Ascomycota; Sordariomycetes; Sordariales; Chaetomiaceae. The transcript has 2 exons.
AUGUUCCGUCCCGCAGGCCUCAUGCAGGCCUUCGCUGCCCCAGCCCGGCGCGUGCUGGUUCCAACAUCAUCCGUAAUCCCGGCGCCCUUCCUUCUGGCCAGCAGGACCUUCGCCAGCGCCAACCAGUCCCAAAUUGAAGCCACCUCAACAUCGACCUCUAGCCCUCCUCCUCCUCCUCCUCCUCCUCCUAAUCCUCUCCCGACUUCCAGCUUCCAGACCGCCGUCCAAUCCGAGUCCCAACAAUCACUACCAAAGCCCCAACCUACAAAACCCGCCGCUCGUAACGUUCCGCCCCUCCCGUUCUUCGUCGACCGAACACCCUCGGGCCAUCUGCCCGUGUACCACCUGACCAAGCGGAGCGGUACCAAGAAGUUGACGGUGAUCAAGAAGAUCUCUGGAGACUCGGCGGCGCUUCGGGAUAUGCUGGCUCGGGAUCUGGGUCUGGUGUCGUCGGGCAUGGAGGAGGUCAGCAAAAAGCACAGGAAGCGCAAGAAGCAGGCGCAGGAGGCGGUGGUAUUGAAUAGCUUGACAAAGCACGUCUAUGUACAGGGCUUCCGUAAGCCCGAGGUUCUCGAGUGGCUGAAGUCGAAGGGGUUCUAA